This is a messenger RNA of Dentiscutata erythropus, 126 nucleotides long. Lineage: Eukaryota; Fungi; Glomeromycota; Glomeromycetes; Diversisporales; Gigasporaceae. The record is from the annotation of a GenBank genome assembly.
AUGUCUAUCUAUUCAGAUGAUUCAAACAAUACUCCUGAAGAAUGUAGUGUUGAAGAAAAUUUGCUACUACAAUUAGAUGAUGAAGUUAGUGAUUUGGAGGAGGAUAUUAGUAUUGAAAUUGAACAA